Molecule: messenger RNA, 3293 nt
Organism: Cataglyphis hispanica
Lineage: Eukaryota; Metazoa; Arthropoda; Insecta; Hymenoptera; Formicidae
Exons: 8
Coding region: 600-2228 (542 amino acids)
Source: RefSeq, a predicted model, not a curated record
UGAAAUCUGUCGCAAGAGACGUGACAUCGUGAUAUUAUACUCUGUUUAUAUGCUUUAAAACGAACAUCAUUGUGUCUUACAGUCGUGUGUUUUGUAUACAUGAAACUUCGUUUGUAAAUUCGUAAAUAUGUCCGUUUCGACAAAAUAAUUUUCAAUGCAUUUCACAUUUUUUUUACACAAUUAAGAAUGGCAUUAUAUAAUCCUUCAAAUGAUUAACAAAUGAAACUACAUGAAAACAUAAUUACAUCUCGAAUAUAUAUUAUUAAAAAUAUAUAUAAUUAAAAAAUAAAUAAAAAAUUAAUAUAUAAUUAAAAAAAAAAAAGGAAAUCGUUUAUAUAAAACUUGUGAAUUUAUUAUUUCCGAGUUUAUUUAUACUGGCUGACAGUUAACCAAAGAAGAAAUUUCGUAAUCAUUUCGCGACAGUAAAUCAUAUAAUAUUGCAAUAAAACAUUUUAAUCAUUUAUUAUUAUUAAUAUCCGUUUUAUACUACGAGAAGAAUUCAUACAAAAAAGAGAGAGAAAGUAUUUACGCUUCCUCUUUUUUAAUUUUUGAAAAAUUCGAAAGAUAAUUAAUCGAAUAUCGAUUUAUCUUAUCGAAAUAUGAACUUCUCACGAAUUUGGUGCGUAAUCUUCGUGAUAGCCGCCGCGUGCACUUGCGGUGUGCGCACGGAAUGCGGUGAAUCCGCACAAAUUUCGCUGCUAACGAGCGUGCACUACGAUGCAUCGUGCACGAAGCUAUCGACAAAGGGCGUUUUACUCUACGAGGCCGCCAAGCUCUUCGCUGAGAUUCACAAUAACAAAACCGAUGGAUUCAAAAUCGGAGUUACUGUUUUCGAUACAUGCGGAACUAUAACGGGUGCUUUGAAAGCGGUAAUGAAGGCUCUCGUGUGGGCAAAUAUCAACUGUCUGCACCCACCUCAUUAUUUAGGUAUUAUCGGACCGGACACUAUGACAAAUGCUGAAGCAGUUCACAAAGUGACUUCGAUAUUGAAAGUGUCGCAUAUCGUCAGAAAACCAUCGAUUUCUCCGUAUUUGCAUUAUUUGGCGGAGGAAUCAGAUUCCUAUCUAAUACAGGGAGUCUUGAGAAUGAUAGAAAUCUUAAAGUGGAAGUCCUUCACGUUAGUAGCUAAUAUUAAUGAUGAAAAUGAUAAUGGUAUACAAAAUGUUGCAAAAAAACUAACAAUAAAUGCUAUUGCUAAGAAUUUAUGCGUUAUAAUUGAUGAUAACGACGAGAAAGAUUAUACAUCCCACAUCGUGCAUAUUGGAAAACCGAAGAAGAAGUUUUUCAACGAUUCUAUCAACGCAACUAUACUAAUUAUCAGCGAAGGAAAUUUGAAAGAUUACUUAAAUCUCAUAAAAUCAACUAACACUAUAUUGCUCUUGGAAGAUUCUAGAAAUGUAAUUAACGAUCUGGAAUGGAGAGUUGAAAAUUCGGAAUGGAUGCCUAAAAAUGGCUCUGGAAAGUACGAUGUCGAGGAUCUGAGACAAGUCAGAUGGUUAGAGAAUGCCAUAGGAAUUUAUGUGAAGACUUUAAAAAUGUUAUGCAAAAACAAGAGAUGUAAGAAUGAAAUAAACCCUCUGGAUUGGAAUCACAUGAUAUCGAACAUGUUAUUGACAGACAACACGGAAUCGCAGAAAGCAUCGAGAUCUCUCGAUCUGUCCGUAAAGACAAGCACAAGUAAUCUAGAGCGCCUAGGUAGCGUGAUCGUUCGGCAGAAUAGGGCCAAAAUUUAUUGGGACGGGGGCAAAUGGGACGAAAAGGAGAAAAGCAAUGUGGAAGGAACCGAAAAAAGCCAUGCAAUGUCAGAGAACGACGACGAGGACGUGCCGUAUACGUUCAGGAGAUUCCUGAAUCGAGAGAAUGAACCGUUAACAGGAUGCGCCACGACCGUCAAGGAGAUCAAGAAGCUACGGGAAAGCGAGGAUAGCGAGAGGAUCUUAGUUUCGGGAAUGGACGAUAACGAGUGGUGGACAAUGGUGUACACGGUAAGCGGCGUGGGAAUGGCGAUGUUCCUGGUGGGAAGCUUCGCGGUCUACAUUGUCUACGUCAACAUAAACGGACUGAGGUGUUCUAAGAGUAAAGAUUAUUCGGAUAGAGAUACCAGUCUGAGGAGAAUAGGAAGCGACAGGGAAUUACCUACGACCAUAACUACCCGCAACCAGCGAGCACCGCGUGCGCCACAAAGGACGGACAGCGAAAGGAGUACUAUAUCCGAGAAAAGCGUUUAACCUGAGAGCUAAUAAAUAAACGAUAAACUAAUAAAUAUAUAAAAAUUAAAUGAAGCAAGCGCUCUGAAUAAAAGAUAAAAAUCUGCUUUAAAAUAAGAGUCAAAGUAGUUUAACGUAUUGCGUUUCUUCGUCAGCAAGUUUCAUAAUCGUAUUAUCUCGAUAAAUAUCUUUUAAUAUGUAAUAUUAUUUUUAGUAUUAUUUAUAAGGUCCAGUAAUAUAAAUUAGACAGUAUUUAGGAUCAAGUACGACAUGUGUAUAUCGACGAUAUGCAUAACUUCCAAGUAUGAUAACUUUAUCUCUCGUAAUAAACUAAAAUAAGAUCUGCAAAAAUCACAAUUAAAUAUUUCUUAUACACAUGCAUAUUUGAUUUAUCAUAAUAAUUGUAUAAACACACAAUACGAAUCUAUAUAUAAGCAUAAUUACUAAAUUCUUUAUUUUUGCGUUACAUUUUAUAUUAUUUUUUUUUUUAUAUUUUAAUCGUUAUAAAUAUAACAUACUAUCAUGUAUUGUGUGUUAUAAAUCACGAACUAAAGCUUUAUUACAUUUGCCUUUUAUCAUGCAAUUACUCGACAAUAACACGAUACGCGAAAAUCGACCUUCACCUUUCCUCAAGAUUAUUAAUCGCGCAACAAAAGAGAAUAAAACUUCCGGCACGUAGAAGCCUGCGUCGCAUAAUAAAGGGUAAGGUAUUGCCGCGGAUGUGACAGAUUAAGAUGGUAAAACGGGGUUAUGCUUGACUGAAUAGGCGGGCUAUUGUUCCCGCCACUUGACGCAAUCAAAUGAUCAAUCAAUCCAUGUUGCGUAACAUGCAAAAACCUCUACCUAACACGCACAUUGUCGCAACCGUUCAAGAUAAUCGGAGAUCGGUCCGCGAGAAACCGAACCAUGCAAAUACAUCGCAAUCUGCAUGGCAAUGUUCUUUCUCGGUCAAGGUGAGACAAUUGCGAGUAUUACGUGUCAUAUAUAUGUAUAUAUGAGUGUGAGGAUAUUGAAAAAAAAAACAUUACGAUCGUACGAAACUCCGAUUCUCUCUCCGAGUUUCCGAUACUCGGAAAAAAUUGUAUU